This is a messenger RNA of Manis pentadactyla (Chinese pangolin), 1268 nucleotides long. RefSeq names its product testis specific serine kinase 4 (gene TSSK4). The record is from RefSeq and is a predicted model, not a curated record. NCBI's taxonomy places the organism in Eukaryota, Metazoa, Chordata, Mammalia, Pholidota, Manidae. Gene Ontology annotation, molecular function: ATP binding; protein serine/threonine kinase activity. Gene Ontology annotation, biological process: protein phosphorylation; intracellular signal transduction.
UGAGCCCAGCAUCCCAGACUUGGGUGACUACACAGGCAAGCAUUCGAAGACAACUUCACUUGAGUACCCUAACCCUCUACAGAGCUCAAGGUGCUGGCUCUCUGAGCAGACUAGAGGCUUUUAAAUAGCAAAGCUCCCUGCUCUCAGUGCCCAGCAUCAUGGGGAAGGGAGACACCUUGGAGGUAGCACCACCCACCUUGGCCUACCGCUCUGUCAUGGAGGAGUGUUACGAAGUGGGCAAGGUCAUUGGUAAUGGCUCCUAUGGCACGGUGUAUGAGGCUUACUACACCAAGCAGAAGGUCAUGUUGGCUGUCAAGAUUAUCUCAAAGAAGGCCUCAGAGGACUAUCUUAACAAGUUCCUGUCCAGUGAGAUACAGGUAAUGAAGGUCCUGCAGCACAAGUACCUCACCAACUUCUACCAGGCCAUUGAGACCACAUCCCGAGUGUACAUCAUUCUGGAGCUGGCUCAGGGUGGUGACGUCCUUGAAUGGAUCCAGCGCUAUGGGGCCUGCUCUGAGCCCCUUGCUGGCAAGUGGUUCUCCCAGAUGACCCUGGGCAUCGCCUACUUGCACAGCAAGGGCAUUGUGCACCAGGACUUAAAGUUGGAGAACCUGUUGCUGGACAAGUGGGAGAAUGUGAAGAUAUCGGACUUUGGUUUUGCCAAGAUGGUGCCUUCUAACCAGUCUGUGCGCAGUAGCCCUUCCUACCGCCAAGUGAACUGCUUUACCCACCUCAGCCAGACUUACUGUGGCAGCUUUGCUUAUGCCUGCCCGGAGAUCUUGCUAGGCUUGCCCUACCCUUUCCUGUCCGAUACCUGGAGCAUGGGCGUCAUCCUCUACACCCUGGUGGUUGCCCAUUUGCCCUCUGACUCCAAUCUCAAGAAGCUGCUGAGAGAGACUCAGAAGGAGGUCACAUUUCCAUCUAACCACUCCGUUUCCCAGAGCAAGGUGCUGGCUUCCCCAGGAGGGCUGAGGUCCAACUGCUCACUGCCUAACCUGGUCCUCCAGAUGCUACGCCAAGCCACCAAGUGCACCACCAUCAUGGACAUCAAGGAUCCCUGGGUGCUCAAGUUCCAGCCUGAGCCACCCACUCAUGAGAUACGGCUGCUUGAGGUCAUGUGCCAGCCUCCCAGCAACACUAACCAUCACCAGCCCUUGGAAAUCAAUACAUGAGAGUGGCUGAGGGAGGGGGUCGAGAGAGGAGCAAAGCAGGAGGGUCUGGGGCUAUGAAAAUCUUUUUUACCAAAAAUAAAUCUAAUUCUGAUUUAG